Molecule: messenger RNA, 2316 nt
Organism: Triticum dicoccoides
Lineage: Eukaryota; Viridiplantae; Streptophyta; Magnoliopsida; Poales; Poaceae
Exons: 3
Coding region: 102-1415 (437 amino acids)
Source: RefSeq, a predicted model, not a curated record
CCUAACAAACCCUAGACCCACACCCUCUCACGGCGAUCCCGCCGGCGCCGCCGUCGUCGUCGCAGCCGCCGCCGCGCCUGCGAAAGAAAGAAGUCGCUCCGAUGGGCGACAAGGUGAGCAGUCCGCAACAGCGCUCCAGCGACGCGUCCGAGGUUCUGGGCCACAUCCGUGGGUACUACAAGGAGGCGCUCGGCCGGCUGCCGGUGAAGGAGAUGCCGGAGCUCAUCCCCUCGCUCCUCGGCACCGGCUUCUGCUUCGGGCUCCUCGACCCCGUCUCCAACAUCAUCUUCAACACCGUGUCCAGCAGCAAGGACGACGGCACCACCAAGAAGAUGUCCAAGAAGAGGAAGAGAAGGUCGCAGAUCGAGGCAGACCUGCUCGAAGACUCCAGCGACGGCGACGGCGACCUGUUCGAAGAUUCCGGCGACGGCGUCGUCCAGCGGUCGCUCAGCGGCCUCGUCACCUUCCUCGUCUGCCGCUUCCGCUACCUACACAGGCGGGAAGCUCUGCGCUACCUGCGGCUGGCCAAGGCUGAUCUCGAUUUGGCCGCCCGCCUCGUCCAGCUCGACCGUGGGAUUACAUCGGCCAUCUGCUCCUCCCCCCUUACCACCAAGAUAGCCCCCUUGACCACCGCCGUCACGGUGGCCCUCAAGUGCGCCGCCACCACUGCGAAGCACCCCUGCCCUUCCACAUUCACGGCCACCUGGUCAUCCAUGUCAUCCCCUCCGACUUCAGCACCAGACACCACCGAUCGUCUUCAGAAGCUGCUCCCCACUUUACCUCAGCCGGGGCUCGGGCUUGGCCACCUCGAUGCGUCUCAGAUUCGAACUCUAAGAUCGCAUCUCACUAGGUGGAUGAAAUGCAAGAAGGGGAUGAAGGUUCCCCUUGAACUAAGAGCAUCAAUCAGCUCUGUGCUUCUGGAUAAAAUCCACAGUAUCUACCUCGAGGCAAUUGCAAACCUUCCAAGGGACGCCUUGUGCGAGCGCCACCAUCGCGGCCUCCUCAAGGCUGGUUACUGCUUCGGCCCCAUUGAUGACCCUGUCUCCAACGUCCUACUCAACACCAUUUGGUAUGACACUGCAUUCCCAGCUCAAGAUGAGUUUCUGAUAGACAUGCUCUGCACUAAAAGCCUUGCACGCUUGGAACAACGGUCAAUGGCUGGCCUUGUGACAUUUGUUCGUGCCCUAUUCCCUGAACUCGCCGAGAAUGUCGCCAUGUUAUAUCUACUUAAGGCUAAUGCCAACCUUCGUGAAGCCAUUUCAAAACUGCAGCUAGAAGAUCAUCAUUUGUCUGGAUCCUAUAAGAAAGCGUACAAGAUGGCCGCUCAGGUAGAUGUCAUCCCAACCCAAAAGCGCUACGAGAGUUUGCCCUGUCAACUGCGCCAUCAAUCAUGUCCUCCGUGCGAUCACUUGUGAAAACCACUGCACACACGUUAUCCUCCAGAGAAGUCGGUGACAUCUCUGCCCUGUUGGUAUCUCUAAGGCCGUCAGUCCAGAAAGUUCCCAAAUUGACGCCCUGUGCGUCUAGUUUUGUCUCACGCCGCCAGGCAAGGUUCGAGGAUGAUCAAAUUUUCUUUCGUGACACGGUUGAAGCUGCACUGAGAGACUUUUCAAAGCAAUCUGUGGAGGAGAUUGAGUAUCAGCUUCAUGUUAUAUGUGGUGUGGAUGCACAAGUAACAGAGAAUGGGGAGUACGGUUUCUACGACCUCGUAGAUGGAUACCCAUACUGUCAUAUCAACUUCUAUGCAGCACCAAAGGGUUCACCUUCUGAAGCUGGCACAGCCCCAACUCUGUUUUUCGUUGAAUGUAGCAAUGUUGAUGAAGAUGAAAAUGUGCUGCGUUGUUUUGUGGUAGAUCCAUCAACUGAUGAUGGCCGUUGUUACCACUGUGAGUAUAGAGGGACCAGACUUGUGCAUCCUUCUUCUGGAACAUACCAUGGGUGUGAUGCAGAGUUUGAAGAAAUUGCUUCUGAUGGAUAUGGACUCACCAUUGAUGAACUUAUCUACCAUGGGAUGCGCAGAAGUGAGUUUAUGGGCUGGUUGCCUGAAGAGGAUUCAAUCUAUUUUGAUCCACGAUGGGACGUAAAAUUUGCCCGUUGUAUAAAUGAUGCUGCUAAGCCAGGGAGAACACCUGUUCAGUCAAACGGGCUGAUCGCACCAUAAUACUUUUUUUGGGGGUUGUGCUGUCAAACUUCAAAAUGUACAUUUAGUAUUUUGAAGUAUGUAUGCUGUGGAUGCAUGUUAUAUAUAGUAAUGUCGAUAUGUUCUUGUUAUUGUCAUAUAAUUGUUGCUGAACUUGAAACAUUCAGAAUUUUUAA